UGAAGCGAGUCUGCAGGUAGAAGAUCAACAACAGACACAGAGGAAGAGUCCUGACCGCUGACUGAGCGACUGAGAGCAGCAGGUCUGUGCUGCCCAGCCAUGGAUCCAGAUCUCACCAUCGUCCUCCUGGGGAAGUCAGGAGUCGGUAAAAGUGCUGCAGGAAACACCAUUUUAGGACGAAAAACGUUUGAGUCCAAGAUGUGUUUCACAUCAGUGACAAAACAGAUUAGUGUAGAAACAGGACGAGUGUUUGAGAAGCAGAUCUCAGUGGUCGACACUCCAGGAAUCUUAGACAGCAAGGAGUCUACAAAGAACAUUAAGACCUACUGUCAGAAACUCCUGCAGUCCAACAGACCAUGUCUGUUCCUGGUGGUUCUCAGCAUUGGGAGGUUCACUCAGGAGGAUCAGAAGGCUAUAGAUACAGCUAAGAGGGUCCUCGGAGAUCAGGGAUCAAAGAAGACUUACCUGCUCUUCACUCAUGGAGAUAAACUCCAGGGCAGGUCAUUGAGAGAUUUUAUCUUUGCAGACAAAGAUGGUAAACUGGAAGAUGUAGUGAAGAUGUUUUCAGCAGCGUUUCACCUCUUCAACAAUGAGGAUGGAAGUCAGGAACAAGUCCAAGAUCUGCUGCUGAAGACCGGGUACCUCAGGACCCACCGACUACUGGACCCACCAGCUGGUCUCCAGGAGCCUGUUCAGAGGAGGAUCGUGCUGUUUGGUCGACCUGGAGUCGGGAAGAGUGCAUCAGGAAACACCAUCCUGGGAUCUGAGAAGUUUAAAUCAGCAUGUGACUUUGACUCAGUCACUACAGAGUGUGUCUCUGAAUCAGCCUUAGUGGACAGUCGGCUGCUCCUCGUGGUCGACACUCCAGGAUUCACUGAUGAAGUUCUGACUCCUCAGCAGCUCUACGAGGAGCUCAUGAAGAUAUUAGUGGAGGCCAGUCCAGGACCUCAUGCCUUUGUUAUUGUAGUCAGAAUAGGUAGAGUCUCUGAAGAAGACAAGAGACUGUUUGAGCUGCUGCCCAUACUGUUUGGAGAAGAAGCCUCUAAGUACCUCAUGGUGCUCUUCACUCAUGGAGAUGUACUAGGAGGUCGCUCCAUGGAUCAGCUGAUCCAGUCCAACUGCUGGGUGUCUGAUCUGGUGUCCAUGUGUGCUGGGAGGUAUUCUGUGUUCAACAACACUCAAAAAGAACAGAGGUUGCAGGUCAGAGAGCUGCUGAAUAAGAUAGAUGAUAUGGUUGGAGCUAAUGGAGGAGAACACUACACCUCUGAUAUGUUCAGGAUGGCUGAGACCUUCAUCAGAGAGGAACAGAACCGAGCAGCUCAGUCAGCUGGUAGUAACUCCUCAGGUACAUCAGCUGAUAGCGACUCCUCAGGUACAUCAGCUGAUAGAGACCCCUCAGGUACAUCAGCU
Stegastes partitus (bicolor damselfish) is the source of this 1410-nucleotide messenger RNA. RefSeq names its product GTPase IMAP family member 8-like. The record is from RefSeq and is a predicted model, not a curated record. The annotation marks the transcript as partial. Lineage: Eukaryota; Metazoa; Chordata; Actinopteri; Pomacentridae. Gene Ontology annotation, molecular function: GTP binding. The transcript is spliced from 3 exons.